AAAAAUAAAAAUAAAAUCUUGAUCUCUAUGAGAGUCUUCACUUUCCUUUCUUCACUGUUCUUUGUUUCAUUUCAUCUUCCCGCGCCCAAAAAUGAGGGCAGAGUCACACCAUUCCCGAAGCUUAAUCCACCAAAUCUACGCUCCAUUAUCCAACGAAUUUCCAUUCGCAACACCUCUUCCUUCUCUCCGAACAAACGAACUCGAACUCGUACGAGGCGUUUUACGAAUGCUACAAGGCUUUUCGUCUUCGUUAUUCUCUUGGGAUCACAUUGAAAACCGUUUUCGUGUCAAAAAUGGAGUUUAUGUGACGCAUUUGUCCCUGAAUAGUCUUCAUUCACUUCUCAAUCAAUUCAUUCACGCUGCUACGUGUCUUCAAUUGGUGGAAAUUACGAUCAAGAAGAUCGAAAUUGCAGUGCCGAGUCCUCCUCCUACUUUGAGAGCGUUUGUUACUUCUGCUUCUGAGUGGCUUAAGCGGUUACGGAAUGUUGUGUUGAAGGAGGAAGUGUCUACUAGCAAUGUAGAUGGAAUAUCCACUCCUACUUUGUUAGGGUUCAAAAAUUCUUUAUCGAGUCUUUGCUCGGGUGCUGAGUUUCUAUUGCGAAUUGUUCAUGAGGCCAUCCCUGAUGUAUAUUUUGAGUUUGGGCCAUCUGUGCCUGCAGCAGACUUGGCUGUUCAUGUUCUUGACUAUCUUCAUAAGAAGCUUGAAGAAAUGUGUCUUGUACAAGGUGGCGAGGAGGAAGCUUAUCUAAUGGUACUUUACAUGUAUGUGGGAAGCUUGUUGCCAUAUAUUGAGGGUCUUGAUUCCUGGCUUUUUGAUGGAAUACUUGAUGACCCUUCUGAUGAGAUGUUCUUUUUUGCUAAUAAAGAAGUCUCAGUUGCUGAGGCUGAGUUCUGGGAAAAGAGUUAUCUAAUAAAAAAGCUACAACAUGGUAAAUUAGAUACUGAGUUGUCUUCCACAGAUUAUGCCGGUAUGCCAGCUUCAAAUAAGAAGAAGGAAAUGGGCAUGAGGGAUUCCAUCUCUUUGUCUAGUACAAUUCAAGGAAAAGAGCAGAUCAUUAGAGACUGUCCAGCUUGUCCUUUGUUUAUUAAGGAUUUAGCUAAGUCAAUAGUUUCUGCAGGAAAAUCUUUGCAGCUGAUGCGCCAUGUCCCAAAUUCCUUAGCAGUACGUAGCAAAAGAAAUAAUUUUCAGUUUGAAAGAACUCAAUCUUUAAACUAUGGUUUGUCUCCUUCUCAUAGGGUGGCUGGGCUAACGCUGUCAGAAAUUUUUUCUGUAUCACUAGCUGGACUUAUUGGUCAUGGUGACCAUGUUUGUAAAUACUUUUGGCAAGAUGAUUGGCACGAAUCUGUGUCUGUUUCUCCCUUUGCAUCUUAUUUAAAUUUAAACGCGGAAAAAACAGACAAUGAAAACUUAACUGCUUCACCACACUCGGAGAAGAUUUGGUACAAGUUCUUGAUUGAUACAUUAUUUCAAAAAGGAUCAGCUGAUUUGAAGCCAAAAUAUGAAAAUAAUGUCAAUGGAGAUUCUACAGGGGAUAAAGUUCUUAACGAGGAAUCGUUUCUCCUGAGAUCAUGCUUACAAAAUCCAGUUAUUACUGUUUCUCGAAAAACAAUUGGAAACAAUGGGGAUGCCUUGAAAACAUUGAAUUUAUCUCAAAAGUUCUGCUUGCCUUCUUUAAAUGAUGAGGGUUUAAGAAAGGCUAUAUUUGGUGCAGAAAGUACGUCAUUUUCUGAUAGUGAAGGAACAAACUAUUUGUUUGGUUUUCAGUAUGAUGAAUCCAAAUACCUUCACUCACAUGAUACGAGGAAUCUGAUAGAAAUGCUGUUUCCUUUUCCCACCAUUUUGCCUUCGGUUCAGGAUGGUCUUCCUGUGUCAGAGCUCUUGCCUUUCCAGAGAAACAGCACUCUUCCUUCAAAAGUUCUUCACUGGAUGCAAAAUGUUGACCUAAGAAUGACUCCACUGCCUCUGAUUAUUAUGCAGUACUGUCUAACCACCUAUAUUCAGAAACAGGUAGAUUAUAUUGGAGUGAAUAUGUUGUUAAAGUUGAUGAAUGAAUGGAGGUUGAUGGAUGAGCUUGCAGUGCUGCGAGCUAUAUACUUGUUAGGUUCAGGUGAUUUGCUACAACACUUUUCAACUGUAAUUUUCGAUAAGUUGGAUAAGGGUGAAACAUUGGAUGAUGAUUUUGAAUUAAACACAAUAUUACAGGAAUCAAUCAGAAAUUCUGCUGAUUGUAUGCUGUUAAGUGCUCCAGAUGCAUUGGUAGUGUCAAUAACCAAAAAUAUUGUUGAGAAGGAUGAGGAAGCUAGCACAAGUGGUUCUGUUUUGGGUACUUCUCGUAAAAGUCAUGUCAAUAACUCCGGGAUUAACGGCCUUGAUAUGCUAAAAUUCACAUAUAAGGUACCUUGGCCUCUUGAACUCAUUGCAAACACAGAGGCAAUUAAGAAGUACAACCAGGUUAUGCGGUUUUUGCUGAAGGUCAAGCGUGCAAAAUUCGUAUUAGAUAAAGUGCGGAGGUGGAUGUGGAAGGGUAGGGGGUCUACAACAAAUAACAGAAAACAUCAUUGGUUAGUGGAGCAGAAACUCCUACAUUUUGUGGAUGCUUUUCACCAAUAUGUGAUGGACCGGGUAUAUCACAGUGCUUGGCGUGAACUAUGUGAAGGUAUGUCUGUGGCCAAAUCUCUCGAUGAGGUCAUUGAAGCCCACGAGGCUUACAUGUUAUCGAUACAGCGGCAGUGCUUUGUGGUUCCUGAUAAACUGGGAGCUUUGAUUGCCAGCCGUGUUAAUAUCAUCCUUGGUUUAGCUUUAGACUUCUAUAACAUACAACAAACAUUAAAAAGGGGCGGAGCUGUUUCUGCAAACAAGGCAAGGUGUGAGAUGGAAGUCGACCGGAUAGAGAAACAGUUUGAUGAUUGCAUUGCUUUCUUACUCAGGGUCUUAUCUUUCAAACUAAAUGUAGGGCAUUUCCCUCAUUUGGUUGAUCUGGUCACCAGAAUUAACUACAACUAUUUCUAUAUGUCUGCUAAUGGAAAUUUAAUGACCACCUCUGGCCCUGGAAGUGUUACUUCACGAUUGGGGAAAGCCUCUGGUAAAAUUGGUUGAUCUAAGGUGGCUUGUCUUGAAAUUUAUCUAAAUAUCAGAAUAGUUCUGUCCCUGCUUUGAUAUUGUGCAGUAUUGUGAGAGAAUGUCACAUUGGCUUGGUCUUUGAGCUUGGUGAAGGGCAAAUUUUUUUAAGGUUGUUUGUUACCUGUGUGCCGCCCAGUAAUUGCAGGCUGCAUGAGUGCACAGGGUAAGUUGUACAGAGUAUUGUCUAUUUUUAUUUUUUUAUAAGUGCAACUAUGUAGGAUAAUUUAUCCUAAUCCUUGUAUAGAUUGUGAAA
This is a messenger RNA of Trifolium pratense (red clover), 3374 nucleotides long. RefSeq names its product gamma-tubulin complex component 5. Gene Ontology annotation, molecular function: microtubule minus-end binding; gamma-tubulin binding. The transcript is spliced from 16 exons. Gene Ontology annotation, cellular component: gamma-tubulin complex; spindle pole; centrosome. Gene Ontology annotation, biological process: meiotic cell cycle; cytoplasmic microtubule organization; mitotic cell cycle. Bases 92 to 3097 code for a protein of 1001 amino acids. NCBI's taxonomy places the organism in Eukaryota, Viridiplantae, Streptophyta, Magnoliopsida, Fabales, Fabaceae. The record is from RefSeq and is a predicted model, not a curated record.